Porites lobata is the source of this 7314-nucleotide messenger RNA. NCBI's taxonomy places the organism in Eukaryota, Metazoa, Cnidaria, Anthozoa, Scleractinia, Poritidae. The record is from the annotation of a GenBank genome assembly.
UAAAUUAAUUCCUUGCUUUUGGCUUACAAAAUUCAAUAACAUUCACGUCUCAAUAUUCAAUCCCCCAUUUCCACUUAUCAUUGAACCUCUUGAAGGAAACUGACAACAAUCCAAUAAAGUGUCAAUCUGAAAUAGAAUUCAAGCACCUACGGCAAAACGAUUUUUGGAUACAAGAACAUUCCACUGUACGCAAAAAAUCAUUGCUGUUGCUGAACAAUAUAUCGAUAUUGCAAUUAAAAAGUUUUGUCUUAAGUUCUCUAAUUCUAAAAUAUCCGCUUUUUAGUAGGAAUGUAUUUUUUUUUGUGUGGAAAAAUGAAAACCCUUGCCAUAAAUGCUUUGGUCAAGUAGGCUUAAAAUGCACUUAAAGCGACCCUUAAUGCUUAAGAAGAGGGUGACAUACCUAAAAUGGAAAUUGUUUCCAUAUAUUGAUGUGAAUGAGUGGCUAGUUGCUACGUAAAAUGCUUAAGACUCCUUAAUAUUGCAACAGAUAUAUUUUUCGAGUGUAGCCACAAAUACAUGUCAACACAAUCUCUAGAACUAUUCGUUUCGACAUUUCUGAGAUGGCUUGCUAUUUCCGGCCAGAUUUGCUUUAGAAAGUGUCAGCACAAUCUAAUAGAAAUUUGAAAUGUACAUUUUCUCGCUACAGAGAAAACAGAUACGUCUCUGUGUACGGAUACUGGAAAAAAAGCUAAAAAACCUGGCUAAAAAACUCGAAGUUCAAGAAUAGUCAACUUAAUGAUACCGAAUGAAAUGAUGUUAACGAUAUUGAUUUCAUCAGUUCUUGUUUUCCACAUUUUCGUUGGUUAUGCGCUGGAAGACGUUUAUGUUAUUAACAGAAACUCUGGGCCAAAGGAUCGGGUCUGGAAUGGCAAGGACUCUUUUGAAAUUCCACCAUCGAAAUGUGAUCCAUUAACAGCCUCAAUAGCAGAUGAAUGCGAACUAUUGGGAGCAGAUGCGCCGGCGAGCGACAUGCCAAAGUGUUGUUGUCCGUGUCCCGGUGGCAGACCUACGUUCGCUUUCCUUGAGAAUCAGUGGGCGUGUUUGGACAAUCAGUUUAUACGAGUCUUACAAGGUACGAAGAUGAAGUAAUUAUCAAAAUCAUGUUGGAACAAUUUAUUUGCAGUUCGACCAUCGGGCAUAAUUAUAGUUGGCAUUUGAUGCAUAAUAUCUUUAAUUACUAAUUGAUCAGAUUUGAAAUCUUGGUGACGCAAUAACAGCGUUGGUGAAAAAGGUCACAAAAAGACUAAGGUCAAAGUUAGAACUGUGAUAAUAUUUAGUGUCUAAGCAUUUACUAGUCGUGCUCUACGUGCCUACAGGCACACGCAUACGCAUUAUAUUUUCUACCUAAAAAUACGUACAUGUACAGGUUAACUCUCAUAGUUACGAGGUACACGUAUUCAUACGUACUAAAUAUUGCUUUUCGUUGCUCAUCACAUAACAGACUGCAGCCACACAAGCUAUUUUUUGAAUGAGCUAACGAAUCCAAGUGAGUUAUGGGCGUUACAAACCUCUGUCUCAGUGUCAACCAAUAUUCCGAAUAAUGGCCUACAAAGCUGUGAGGUGUUGCCAAAUUCUUCGUGGUAUCUUGGGUGCAAUGGGACGCGAGUGAAGUCACCUCUCUAUCAAAGGAAGAUGAACGACCUGUUUGCAUUAAUCAAUCACUUUGACGAUGUUGUGUUCAACUACGUCUCUCUAGAGGUACGAAAAUGUCUUUUAUAUCGAUAUGUCAGAACAGGUGAGGUCAGAAACCAUCACGAGAAGGUUGACGGCUCCAUCCUUGUAUAUUCUCAGUCAAAAAAAAAAAAAGAAACAAACAAAAGAAAUGAUAAUUUCGGUGUGAAUAUAUUUUGCAAGGAGUACUUAUAAAGGAGAGUGAUUUUACGCCUGCGUUUGAAGGCAUACUGAGUAUUUGCACGUGGUUAUCCGAGCCAAUAAAAGCACAACCUUUUUGGCAAAAAAGGCAGUACCUUCUUGCUUAGUUAUAUUAGGAUUCAAUGUCACGCCAUCCCCCAAAAAGGAAAAGGAAACAAAACGAAAAAAAAAAAAAAUCAAACCAUUCGAAAAUAAAAUAAUAUAGAUAAAUAUAGAUUCACAUGCGAUUUUCCAUAUAGUAUGAGAUGCUCUACGGAAUGUUUUACCCAGACAAUUGAGCUUUCUGUAUAAGGCCUUGUUGGGAAACAGUGUUCAAGAUUACAAAUUCCAUGCAUUAACCUGGAUUAAACGGAAAAUUAGUUGAAGGGAUAGAAUAGACUAUAACCUUGUAAAGCUGCGCCGGCUCAAGAUGAUGAACAAAACGUUACAAAUGUUCAAAUUGAAAUCUCAACAUUUCUCAAUACAUUUUCUUCACAGGUUAGAGGUGGUGUUCUAAACGCACAUUUGCUUGAGGGGAAAAUUAUCAACCUUGCUAUACGAUGCAACCAAUCAAACAGCAAUGCCCAGUUUCACAGCUGCCUGAUGUUUAAAUUGAAGGGGCAACAAAUAUGUAAGUUUUUUCCUCAGUGGAUAUCCGUUUUUCAGUAUUCAAUGGCUAUGAUGAUCUCUAAGCCUUCGUGAAAGCAUUGAGAUUUGUUCGCGUUUUUUACAUUAUCUGACAGUUAUUGCCUAAUUGCACUUAAAAUGCAGCAAUAAACACUACUACUGGCCACAUGAUUUGAGAAAAUUUCAGAGGUAAUUAAAGACUAACUGUAUAUGUAUUUCAUCAGGUCCUGAGCCAGAACCUAAGCUAUACACCCGCACCACUAGAAGUCCCGGAACUCAAAAUCCAAACCGAAAUAUGUCUCCUAACCCCGUAAACACAUCUUCGUCAGCUGGCAACGUAAGUAUAGAGGGAAACUGGAAGCCUACAACAUGACAUCUUCGCGGCACUUUCACGCGAUGUCAGUGAUACACGAGGCCUGUUGCUCAAGUGAUUUGAAGUGGCCUCGUAACCCUUAUGCAGUGGGGUCUUAAAAACAACAACAACAAGAAGGACAGCAACAACGGCUAACAACAAAAAGCGAGAUUUUUUGGGUGUUUCUUGGUGUUGGGGAAACCACAGUUUGUUCGCUUGUUUGGUGUUGUGUGGGUAUUGUACCGUGUCUUUUCAAUCUUUUUUAUUAUGUCAUUUGUUGAUUGCACUCGUCUUCAACACUAAGAAACUACCCAUUUGUUUGUUAAAAAUCUUUAUCAUAACAAUUUCGUCCCCCCCCCCCGCAAAAAAAAUGUUAGUUGCAAAAGGCCUUUUCAAAUUUCGUCGAGAGCAUUUUAAACGAAAUUAAAUUGGGAUUAAGUUUGCAAAACCAAGGAGUGAAAAUACUAGGUUUAAUACACCGGUAAUAAUGCGUAAUUUUUCACUAUAACCGUACCAUUACUUCGUCGUUAGGUUGACUCUCGUCCCAGCCCAGGCCAUGCUGGCAUCUUAGACGGUGGACGGAUCAUAGGAGUCAUAGCAGCCAUCAUUGUCUCCAUUGCAUUUCUAAUUGUGAUUAUCGUCUCCUUGUUUUAUCGCCGCCGGCAGCCAUCAAAGUAGGUAGAACUUGACACUAGUAAAUCACUGCAACAUGACCAAAUGUUCCACUCUUAGUGGGUCUGUUUGCAAUCAUCGGAUAUUGGGCUAAGGGCUGGUUCAGACGCCGUACUUUUUAUGUGCCGAAUCUAAUUAAGUAAGUUCGACUUUGGAGCGACACUGGAGUGACAUCUGAUUCAGACGGCCCACCGUGUAUCGAGCCUAAGACUCUGUCGAACUCAACGCUUUUGCCGUACCAAACUAAAACUGCCGUACCGAAUUGAUACCGACGCCGCUCUUUUAUCGUACUUAAUUCAUCAGUUAGGUUCGGAGCGGCGUCUGUACCGGGCCUAAGACAAAUAGUAAACCUUUAUUUAACUAGGGUAAUCCCUUCAGAAUACUUAAAAGUAUAUCUGUUAUCAAUAGGAGCCCUAAAUUAAGGCUAAUAAAAAAGUUCAAAAUAAAUAAUAAGAAACUAAGUAACUAUAAGUUAAUAAUAGUACAGUAUAACAAAACGCCUGACUCUACGUUAACACGGAAUUUUGAACGGCUAGGCCUCUACCGUUGGUUAAAAACGUGUGAACAAAACACCCUAACGCACGGAUUUUCAACCGGUGCCGUGUAAAGUGAGUUGGACCACGUCCCAAGCAGUCUUUACCCCCUAAUCGAUUAUUAACACGAGGAAAAGCUUACGGAGGAGAUAGGAAGUAGGGAAAAGAGAUGCAACAAACAUAAUAUAGUAAUAAUAUUACGCGACCGCUACGUCACCAGUCUUACAAAUGAUAAAAGACGACCCUGGACAAGUCAGACACGAAAUCAGCGGCCGCCUACUCCAGUUCGUCAACAGAAAUGAAAUCACCCCCUAAAUUCAUCGUUAGCUUUUCUUUUACUUUAAAAGAGCAAAGACAACAAAAUUAACAAAUAUUUCUCUAAUGUUGGUAAUUUUUCCUUUUCGUUUUCACAGUAAGAAAGCUAAAGCAAAUAAAGCAAGAGUCAAUGGCCAUUUUCAGGUGUGUGGAAGGGCAUGGUAAAGACAGUUGCUAGUUACAGUCAGUCUUGAGAACACUGCAUGAUAAAACCCGUUUGUAGUUUUCAAUUAAAUCCCCUAUAGAGUGUUUUCAAUAGGCAGCAGCUAUGCGAAUUUAUUGUGACAAAUGAAAGCGUUUCCACUACAGGACUGGUUUGUGAAAGCAACAUGGCCGCCUUUUUAUUGUUAGGAGACAUCUGCCAUGUUGGACAACAUGGUGGUCGUGACGACAUGCAAUAAGGCUCUAUUUGCAGUUUUUUUGCAUUAACAGUUUUGAGCAUGUUCCGUGAUGAUGAUGAUGACGAUGACGAUGACGAUGACGAUGACGAUGACGAUGACGAUGACGAUGACGAUGACGAUGACGAUGACGAUGACGAUGACGAUGACGAUGACGAUGACGAUGACGAUGACGAUGACGAUGACGAUGAUGAUGAUGAUGAUGAUGAUGAUGAAUGAUAAAGAACACACGAGUGUACAGCUUACAAAAUAUGCGCCGGUUCGCUAUCUAAACAGUUCAAGCCCCGUGCAAACGGACGCAACUUUUGUUGGCCAACAACUCCCAAUAUUGUUGGGAGUUGUUGUGUCCGUUUGCACGUAUAGUAGCUAAAAAUUUGACUGCUUUCAAACUUUGCACAACAACUCCCGACAACACGCAACAACAUGCAACAGGGUGUGCAAGCGGACGCAACAUGUAACAUCCAACAAUGUUGCGUCCGUUGCGCGUAGCAUCAUAGUGCAAGAAAAUUUAGAAAUUAAUUAGGUAUUCAACAUCCUUUUGUAUUCUAUACUUUAUAGGAUGCUGUAGUGAUGAACAGGCAAUCAAACUCAACGAUUCAGCAGGAAAAUAAGAACGAGUACAACGAACUCAGUAACUGGGCAACAAGACAACCGCGUAAGUAGGCAUGCACUUUAAAAUAUGAUCACUUUAUUACACUUUAAAGAAGCUUUUAUACAAGCAAUUCUUUACAGUUACUCCAAGAAAAAAAUUCUGAAUUUGUUUUUUUUUCUAUUGACUUGUAUUUUAUUUUCAGAAAUCUAUGCAAGAAAAUACAACGUCCCUCUGCGCCGAGAACACAAUGGAAUAGGUCAUAACACAGUGCUCCCUUUAAACCCUCCCGCGGAAGAAAAUGUGAAAAGGCCAGAGAAUAGCCGAGAACUGGAUCCGGACUAUAAGGAUUUCGAACAACAAUCUACUAAGGGCAAAACGGGUUUACAGAAUGGUUGUAUCAGGUUAGACCAACCAGUCUACAAUAUCCUGGAGGAACUUCCCACUCAAGGAGAACCAAAUAUGAAUAUGAAUAGGCCAGAGAAUAGCCAAGAGCUGGAUCCGGACUAUAAGGAUUUCGAACAGCAAUCUACUAAGGAGAAAACGGGUUUACAGAAUGGUUGUAUCAGGUUAGACCAACCAGUCUACAAUAUCCUGGAAUAGGAAGAAUAGCCAAGAGCUGGAACAGGACUAUAAGGAUUUCGAACAGCAAUUUACUAAGGAGAAAACGGGUUUACAGAACGGUUGUAUCAGGUUAGACCAACCAGUCUACAAUAUCCUGGAGGAACUUCCCACUCAAGGAGAACCAAUGACACUUAAUAAUUGUGAUAAUAAAGCAGUAAAGCAGGUUUUGCAGAGACUGCAUCCUGAAAACGCUACAGAGAAUUGUAACGGUGGUUGUUCUACGUCAAAAGGACAUUCACCCGUCAAAGAUCCAAAGGAACAUAUGAGAGAUGAUGUUGAACGGGAGUACAAAGUUUUGGAGGGGCCCAUUGCUGAGGGAGACACCUUUCACCAUGGUACCAACUCAUCUAAAGGACCCCUUUAUUACAUGCAAGAGGAGCCUCGUCAAAAUGAUCCUCAAGGGGAGCAAGAUAUCAAUGAUCAAGGUGACAGAGUCUACCAUGUUCUCGAGGAAAACACUUACUUGAAUACAUUUCAGUUCCCAAACGGGACUUUUUAGGCGAGGAGCGCCAAAUGUCAAACAAUAGAGAAACCUGCUGAGCUGGCAAUUCCCACUUGCUGAAUAAAUACAGUCGAAUCUCCCAAAGCGACUACCCAAAAUUCACAAUAAAACGGAUAGCUUUUCGAAUCGUCACGAAAAUCUAUCCGGUGUUGUAUGAACACCUACCCGAUAUCUCCACUAUAGAGGUCGGGUCGGUCCAAUUUCUCUCCGUUAAGAAAUCGCCUUGAAAUCACCGUUCUUAUGUAUGAACAGUAGCCCUAUCUGGUAUGGUUUCUGCGCCGGCGCAAGUUAUCAAGUAUACUAUGAACAUAGUGGUCGCUUAAGGGAGGUUGGCAAUUAAAAGAAUCUAACUACAGGGGAUCUCUUCCGAGAAGAGGUCCGUACACACCUACUUUAUAACAUAUAAUUUCAUGCAUAGCUUUCCAAGUUACGAUAUGUGAAGUUCCAUGUUAAAAGCCGUUGAACGUUCUUCGUAUCCUCUAUAUACUAAAGUACCCACAACGAACAAGGACCAUAGCAUGCGUCAAGUGGUCGUUUAUGGUGUAUCCGUCCAAACAAAGAUCCUGGUACUAGUGUAUAAUUCCUUUGUCGUUUAUACGAUGGCAUUAACAAACAAAAAAAUGAGCAUGAUUUGGGACUACAUGCGUAAUUUUUGCUGAUCUAAGUGAACGUACCCUGAGGUCGUUGCAAAGCGCAAGCAUACGCUAUGAAAGCGGCUUCUUGCAAGUUAUAUUGUGAGGAGUGAAUACAGUACCUAACUUUGCUAACCUAAAAAUAUAACCUAAAUAUAAUACGACCAGUCGCAAAAAAUGUGAUGAUAACUGUAAACAUGUAAAUUACAUUUAGUCUGC